AACCAAUCAUUUAUUGUUUCUUAUAUUGAUGUCUUCAUUACUUUAAAAAUCGUUGUUUUAGAUAUAAACAUUGUAAUUAAGCUUUAUUAGAGGUUAGCAAGAUUUUCCCGUGGUAACACGAUAAAGCUAAGAGAACUUAAUUAAAGAUGACUGAUCGCAAAGCUGUUGUUAAAAAUGCUGAUAUGUCAGAAGAUAUGCAACAAGAUGCAAUAGAAUGUGCAACAAAUGCUAUGGAAAAAUUUAAUAUAGAAAAAGAUAUUGCAGCUUUUAUUAAGAAAGAGUUUGAUAAAAAAUACAACCCUACUUGGCACUGUAUUGUUGGAAGAAAUUUCGGUUCAUAUGUUACACAUGAAACCAAACAUUUCAUAUAUUUUUAUAUUGGACAAGUUGCCAUUCUUCUUUUUAAAUCAGGAUAAAUUAUUGUUUCUAAUCAAUUGAACAUAAAAAUUUAAAUUAUUUGACGAUUCAUUAUACAUAUUUUUACAGCAGCAUAACUUUGAAAGUAAAAUGGAUGAGCAAACCGUGUAAAGUUACUCAAUAGACUUUUUGGAUUGGUGAGCUUAAAAAGAUCUUUAGCUUGUGGUUAUGUAAACCAUUUAUUUUUAAAAAUGCUUCAAAUAAAUUGUAUAAAAUCAAAACCCUGAAAAUUUAAAUUCUCUAAUAAUUCCCAAUCCAUAUUUACAGAUGCAAAACUUCAACGUUUAGCUCGUGGUUUGUGUUGUGAGCAUUUUUAAAGAUAAUAGUUUAUUACUUGAGAUAUUUUUAAGAAUUGUAUUAAGCAUGUACAGCAAAAAUUUUACCAAGAUUUUUUAGUAUGAUCUACAGUAGCUGAACUAUAGUAAAUAUAUAUAUGCAUUCUA
Molecule: messenger RNA, 860 nt
Organism: Hydra vulgaris (swiftwater hydra)
Lineage: Eukaryota; Metazoa; Cnidaria; Hydrozoa; Anthoathecata; Hydridae
Product: dynein light chain 2, cytoplasmic
Biological process (GO): microtubule-based process
Cellular component (GO): cytoplasmic dynein complex
Molecular function (GO): dynein intermediate chain binding
Source: RefSeq, a predicted model, not a curated record